AUGGACACUGGUCCCUUUCGCAUCAUCGACCACUCGAUCCCCGGCCAGCAUAUCCGUGACCAUCACCAUGCCAUUAAGGGUCGGCAGGAAACUCCUCUCCGACUCGCCAUCAAGCAAUACGUCCCUGUAGACCGGCCCGAUCCUAUACCUGAGCAUGCCGUCACCAUCAUUGGGGCCCACGGCACAGGCUUUCCCAAGGAACUCUACGAGCCACUAUGGGAAGAACUCUACGCUCAGAUGAAGCUGCAUUCCAUUCCCCUACGGGCCAUCUGGGUUGCCGAUGUCUCCAACCAGGGGGCCAGCGGGGUACUCAACGAGUAUGUCCAAGGGGAUCACACACACUGGUUCGACCAUUCCCGCGACCUACUCCACAUGGUCAACCAUUUCCGCGACGAGAUAUCCCGUCCGAUUGUUGGAUUUGCCCACAGCAUGGGGUGUGCGCAGCUCGUCCAACUCUCUAUCAUGCACCCACGCCUCCUCUCAACCCUCAUCCUCAUUGAACCCGUCAUCCUCGACUUCGCCGGCCGCACCGCCGACAGCCCCAACCCCUCGCGCCCCGCCGCCCUCCGCAAGGACCUCUGGCCCUCCCGCCCCGCCGCUGAGGCUGCGCUCCGCAAAUCCCUGCUGCGCAAAUGGGACCCCCGCGCCGCAGUCCGAUACCUCCAGUUCGGGCUGCGCGACCUCCCCACCCGGUUAUACCCUGACGUCGACCAACCCACUACCCCCGCAGACGCCGGCCCAGCAACCACAACCACAAACCCUCAAACCAACCCCUCAGCAGCAGCAGCAGCAGCAGCAGCAGCACCCCCCGCCGUAACCCUGACCACCACCAAGCACCACGAAGCAUGGAGCUACUCGGUCCCAAACCUGGAGCCCGCCAGCGCGCAACUGGACUACCUGCUGCUUCCGGACUGGGACGCGGAAUUCGAGCGGCCGUUUCUGGUCUCCCGCCCGGAGUGCCAGGCCAGCAUGCGCAACCUGCCGUUUGUGCGGCCCAGUGUGCUCUGGGUCUUUGGCGGGCGGAGUUACCUGUCUCCACCGGGGGAGCAGGAGAAGAAGGUGCGGCUGACGGGAUCCGGGACCGGGGGCAGUGGCGGGGUGCAAGAGGGCAGGGUGAAGAAGGCGGUGCUGGAGAAGGGGUCGCAUAUGUUGGUCGUGGAGGAUGUGGAGUGGUGCGCGAAGACGGCGGCGGGGUGGUUGGGUCGCUGGUUUGAGCGGUAUGAGAGGGAGGAGCGGUUCUGGCGGGACUAUCGCAGUAGGAAAUCCGAGGGAGAGGAGAUGUUACGUGCGUCGAAGGAGGGGUUGGAGGCUUCGUUGGCGUCCCUGGGGGUGGAGAGGCCGAGGUCUAAAGGGAAAUUGUAGUGUGCAUGAUUCUGGUGCUGUUACUGGAGACUGGUAACUAGUUGCUCUGAAGUGCUCUGAUCCCCCUUGUGCCCAACCAUGAGAGAAGGGUUGAAGGCUACUACGGUUGUUUUGAUCCUGGGCUUUGUGAAGUAAAGCAUUGCCUCAAUGAAGAAGUUGAUCAGGAAGAAUGACGUUCACGAAGCAUCAAGACUCCAGCAUUGAUUACUGCGCCGUAUGUUGAAAACAACUUAAACAUGAUGAAAGAAAACGGCAGAACUAUGCUCAAACAACCCGGUCAGACACGCUCAUCCAGACCCAGAAAAUCGACGGCUGAUGAUCUAUAUAUGCCAUGCCAUAAACAACACAAAAGACAAAU
Messenger RNA from Aspergillus saccharolyticus JOP 1030-1, 1720 nucleotides. Its product is annotated as putative toxin biosynthesis protein. NCBI's taxonomy places the organism in Eukaryota, Fungi, Ascomycota, Eurotiomycetes, Eurotiales, Aspergillaceae. The record is from RefSeq and is a predicted model, not a curated record. Bases 1 to 1362 code for a protein of 453 amino acids. The transcript has 4 exons.